Molecule: messenger RNA, 537 nt
Organism: Sphenostylis stenocarpa
Lineage: Eukaryota; Viridiplantae; Streptophyta; Magnoliopsida; Fabales; Fabaceae
Source: the annotation of a GenBank genome assembly
AUGGGUGAUUGUGAUUCCGGUUGCAAGAAGCGAGUCCGAGAUGACUCCGACGACUCACUUCUGGAAUCGCCCGAGGCCAAGCGACUCAGGGACGAUUUGCUCGAGUUCUUCGAAGAUGCCGACGAUGCACCUUCCACUCAGGAUCUUGACUCCGUCAUGAAGAGCCUGCAGGAGGAGAUAUCCGGCGUCACAUCAGAUUCCGGCGAGUCUCAGGCACAGAUCGGGUACCUCCUUGUGGCUUCCGACGACGAGUUAGGGCUUCCACCUGCCGGAAACUCGUCGGCGCCGGAGAAGAAAAACGAGGAGACUGAGUUGGUCCGAGUGGCGUCUGACUCGUCCAGAAUCGGCGAGUUGUGGGAGAUUGAGGACCAGAUGUCUAGAUACGAUUCGUUUGAUUUGGGAAUGGGGUUUGGUUACGAUUGCGAUGCCGCUACUGAAUACGCUGCUUUUGGGGGACUCUUCGAUCAUUCGGAUGUGUAUUAUGAUUCAUCCGAGUUUUCUGACACGUGGCGGCAUGAGACGUUGCCGACACAAUAG